Molecule: messenger RNA, 444 nt
Organism: Echinostoma caproni
Lineage: Eukaryota; Metazoa; Platyhelminthes; Trematoda; Plagiorchiida; Echinostomatidae
Source: the annotation of a GenBank genome assembly
AUGGCAUUAGUCUUUUUCAAAGAAUUUUACAGACGUCGAACUGAACAGGCAAUGACCGCCCCAGAUGAUCGUGUGUCAGACAAUGAGCUGUAUUGGAUAUACAUACGCAGUAUGGCUCCUGCGUUCAUGCUUGUCGCAUGCACUAGCAUCCUGUUGACCUCGUUGCAGUUUGUCAAAUCACAGGCCGCAUUCAUUGCAUCCUGUGUUCUUCUGGCAGUCUAUCGAUCUCUGCUAUUUAGUACCUGUAUCAAUUUUAUUAUGAUUGCAUUCCCUCUGAGAAACUUCGGUUUAGUCAAUGGCAUAACCAACACCAUCAGUUGUCUUAUUAACCUAUUGGAAAACGCUCUGAAACAAGUGCCAAUCAUCCCGGGCACUGGUAUUGCUCUGGGAAUUUCCUGUUUGGUUCUUCUCACACCAAUAUUUUUCUUCAUCAAACGCCGUUGA